Molecule: messenger RNA, 2931 nt
Organism: Diprion similis
Lineage: Eukaryota; Metazoa; Arthropoda; Insecta; Hymenoptera; Diprionidae
Exons: 4
Coding region: 156-2618 (820 amino acids)
Source: RefSeq, a predicted model, not a curated record
CCAUUUCAGAAAUAAAAUUGGCGGAUUCGGAUACACCGGAUACACCUGUUAACAACGACUAGGACAAAAUGAAAAAUGAAUCAGUGUCGAAGAAACGUUUCAAGGUGUGAUAAAAUACUAAUCGAACAAAUGUAGAAGACACCCACAGAUUUGAAAUGGAAUUUGAUCACGAGCUUCGGCAGGAUCUUCUGCACUUUUUGCGCAGUCUCUCCACUGUUGCGCUUCCACCGACAUUCGACGCCUCGCGAGAGAGGCUUUUAAAACGCAUGGGGGAUAUCGGGGAACCACCGGACGAAUAUGUCAACAUGGAGCCCGAGAAACCGCUUUCAAAUUGUUCAGCCCAGCGACCAGAUUCAUCCGCAGAUUAUAUAAUGCCUUGUAGCUUUUUGUAUAAAAAUGGCCCGAUCAAGAUACCGCCUGCGAAUGAAACGAAAAUUCCGACUACUGUUCCUAAACAGUUUGUAUCACCGUCUAGACCACCGACUUAUUUCCAGCCGUUGCCUCCUACAGAUUCACCUCUUAUCCGAUUACCGCCUCAGGAUACGCCGUUAUCUACGAAUGUCGUAUCUAACGUCUCGCAAGAUCAAUUGUCCAACGUCGAAGAAGUCGAUGAUUCUGAAAGCACGGAAAUAUACGCUAAGAUGAAUGCGCAAGAGGCUGAAGCAAAAUCACAGAAAUUUGAACAACUCCGGAGAAAAGAGCGAAAAUUUUUGUUUGAAGUCACUCGCUCGUUUUGGGCUGCUCUCUUAGACGCACAUAUUCUAUGCUACGACACCAAGAAAGAUCCAAAGCCCACACAGGUCCUACCCUUAAAGGGAUCGACGUGCCAACCUGUGAGCGUCGAGCAAUCCAGUCCUAAGAAGCCGGUAGAUUCGACAUUCGAAAUUUGCUUAAAGGACAAUAGAAGUUUUCAGUUUAUAGCCUUCGCCCCGAAAGAUAGGUCGCAGUGGAUUUCAGCGAUUCGAAGAGUACAAGCUAAGGCCGCAACUGCAAAUAAAGUCUCGCAACCAGUAAAGGCAAUUCCGAAGCCUGUGGAAGUGGAACCUAGUUCGACAGAUCGAAACUCAAAUGACGAUUACGAGGACCUUGUUAUUACCUGCCUUCAGGAUGCGUUAAACUUACCGCCAAGGAUUCCCAUCAUAAACAAUGAUAAUGGAAAAUCACUAACAGCUAGCACCGCAGCGCCGUCAAUAAAUUCGAAAUCCCCAAUCUUACCACAGAAGGCUCCUGCCAAAUAUAUUGAGGAACUAUCUGAACCAAAGAACAGCAAACCUGGUAGACCUGCACCACCUUCAGUUCCAAACCGCAGUUUGAGGGAGCUUCCGUCUUUGCCUUUGUCCGAAGAAUCUCCUAAUGAAGAUAAAGAUAUGUUUUAUUCUAUGAUUCCUGAAGAAAUUAAUACCAGUCAGGAGGUUGCUUCUGAAAUCGAUGUGGAGCAAACAGUCCAAGCAUUUGAGGAAGUCUUAUACGAUGACAUAUAUAACGUAAGGCAGGAGGUGAGAUUAAUCGAGACAGGGAAUAUCGAUGUGGAACAGGAUACGCGGGCGAGUGUAGAGGAGAAUCAAGAAAGCGAAACAUACGAUGACGUGGCGCAAGUAAAGGAGGAAGUGCAAAAUCUUAGGAAGAUGGAGAAGGAAAUGCAAAAAACGGUAGAAAAUGAAAUUGAGAAACAGGCAUCUAAAGUAGUUCCUAAGACACCUACAAAGUCAUCGCCAUUCAGAUCUAUACUUGAUAGAAUAAUGCAAAAGAGCGAAUCGCCGCAGAAAGGAGAUUCAAAGAAAAACCAAAUCUCCUCAUCCCCUCAACAUAACGACAAUAUAUCAGCUCCGUCAAAAUUACCUUUAGAUCGAAAAUCCGAAGAAUUAAACCAUAGUAACAUCAAUACGGAAGCAAUUGAUGGAUCAGACUACAAUAGUCCGCCACCUCCAAGACCGCUUCUUGACAAAAAGCCUCUGGAUCAUGAAAUAGAGGAGGAACAAAUGAUCUAUGAUGAUAUUGGUACCAAAAACGAUGAGCCUUUAAAUUGCAUCGUUAAACCUGCAAAGAUAUUGAAUAAUAAACAAAAGACUGAUGCAUUAUGGAUGAACAAUAAAUUAGUCUUUGAAAAACAAUCAGUUGCAAUCGGGCGGCAUAAAAAUUUGCCAAACGUAGUACGUAACUUAAAUAAAACUUUUGAAAGUGAAAUUUAUCAAAAUCAACCUGCCGAUUCGAAUCUUGAAGAGAAUUCGGAACAUUACCAAAUACCAAAGAAUCCAGAUGCAGGUGCACAGACGCCGCCUCCUAUGAGCUUGUUGGACACUACUGAUGAGGAAAUUUAUGAUGACGUGGGGAUUGUCGCUCAAAAGAAACGUGCAAGUCAGGAAGCUAAAAGUAAACCUCUGGUACAAACUACAUCAAAGAUUGGUUGGAACCCUGCUAAAGCAAAAUCGUCUGAAAUUAAUUCAUUUGGGGCGACCAACAAACUUUCUACGUUCAAGCCAGAAGAACAGAGUUCAGAGAAGAAAGUCCGACAAAUAUUUAGUAGUGGAAAAAAGUUCAGAAUGCUCCAAACGAAACCAUGUAUUACAAAGUCCGAAGCGUAUCAUAAUGUGAGUGAUAUUUAUGACGAUUGCCGUUAAAGUAAAUCACUUAAAGUGCCAAAAUAUUGAAUGACAUUUCAAGAAACAGAAAAAAAGACCCAAGAAAUGCUGUUAGCCAGUUCAAAAACAAAUGGUGAAUAUCCAAACUGUGAAAACUGUCCAAUAGAAUAAAUAUAUCUACAUAUAACUGGGAUUGACUGGUGUACAAUGUGUCUACAUAUGUAUCAGCCAAGUAUUAAAGUCAACCUGUUUAUAAGAAAACGAUUCAAAUCACUCAAUUGUUGACAACUAGUGGUGUUUUUUGUUUUCAUGGUUUUUUUUCCUCUAAAAUCAAAGAUGCCUUGAUUAUUUG